Messenger RNA from Plasmopara halstedii, 1035 nucleotides. Its product is annotated as nadh dehydrogenase. Gene Ontology annotation, cellular component: mitochondrion. The record is from RefSeq and is a predicted model, not a curated record. The transcript has 2 exons. Gene Ontology annotation, molecular function: protein-containing complex binding. Lineage: Eukaryota; Oomycota; Peronosporomycetes; Peronosporales; Peronosporaceae. The coding region runs from base 1 to 1035 and encodes 344 amino acids.
AUGUCGGCUCUCUCUCCUGUGGCCAAAGCAGCUUUACGUCAUCCCGUUGGUCGUGUACGUGGCGAUGGAAUCACAGCCACAGUCUUUGGCUCUACAGGAUUUUUAGGACGUUAUGUAUGCGCACAUCUUGGCAUUAAUGGAAAUGGAUACGUACUACCAUAUCGUGGAGAUGAUGCUGAAGUGGCGCAUUUACGAGUAUCAGCUGAUUUAGGCAAUGUGGCUCCACAUCCGUAUCAUCCACGCGAUCGUGACUCGAUUUUUGAGGCAGUUAAAGGCUCGGACAUUGUCAUUAAUCUCAUUGGCAAACAUUACCAGACAAAACAUCUUCUUCCUUGGUGGAUCAACUAUACGUACGAUGAUGUGCAUGUGGAUGUAGCUCGAACUAUCGCGGAAGUGGCUAAAGAGGCUGGUGUACCUCGAAUGGUACAUGUGUCGUCGCUAUUAGCCCAGCCAAACUCACCUUCUGUUUGGGCUGCUUCUAAAUUUCGUGGUGAAGUUGCUGUUCGCAAGGCAUUUCCUAAAGUCAAUAUCGUACGACCUUCUAAUAUGUUUGGUCCGGAAGAUCGAUUACUUAUCUGGAUGGGCAAUCGCCUCAUGUAUGGAGGUGUGCCUGUAGUUGAUAAUGGAGAUGCUAUUAUCCAGCCAGUCUUCGUUAAUGAUGUUGCCAAGGCCAUUUAUCAUAUCACGCAGGAUGAAACGAUUCAAGGUCAGACCUUUGAGCUUGUGGGUGAUGAAGAGUUUUCGUAUAAGGAACUAGCUGAUUACGUAUUUGAUGUCACGAAGCAAAAUCCGAGACUAGUGAAUCUACCACUUUCCGUCGCCCAAGCCAUUGGCUACUUUUGUGAACAAUUUCCAGAUCCAAAAUUUACCCGUGACUGGGCCACUCGUCUCAGUCUAAAUGAGAUUAAAACAUCAGAUUUACCUGGACUACGUGAGUUGGAUGUCGAGCCUUCGAAGCUCGAGAAAGAGGCGCCUAAUUUCAUGCUGAAAUUCAAUCCAGGUGGUCACUUUCAAGAAGUCUCUGGUUAUCAUUGA